UGUACGGCCGGAGAGUUCAGAUGCGACGAUGGUAAGUGCAUAGCGUUGAAGUGGUGGUGUGACCGGACGAAAGAUUGUGAUGACGUCAGUGACGAGCUGGGAUGUGAGUGCACUGUGAAUGAGUUCAGAUGCGCAAACACGAUGUGCAUCAAAAAGCUGUGGGUCUGUGAUGGUGCUAAUGAUUGCGGCGACAAAAGUGACGAACUGAAUUGCACGACAUGCAAUUCGAGUCAGUUUUCUUGUUUUCACGGAGGAACCUGCAUCCAGAGGUCCCGGAGGUGCGAUGGGAGGUACGAUUGCGAGGACAGAUCUGACGAAUUGGGAUGCUGUGAGUGA
Messenger RNA from Helobdella robusta, 336 nucleotides. RefSeq lists its product as hypothetical. The annotation marks the transcript as partial. The record is from RefSeq and is a predicted model, not a curated record. The transcript is spliced from 3 exons. Gene Ontology annotation, cellular component: plasma membrane. Gene Ontology annotation, molecular function: protein binding. Lineage: Eukaryota; Metazoa; Annelida; Clitellata; Rhynchobdellida; Glossiphoniidae.